Cricetulus griseus (Chinese hamster) is the source of this 658-nucleotide messenger RNA. The record is from RefSeq and is a predicted model, not a curated record. NCBI's taxonomy places the organism in Eukaryota, Metazoa, Chordata, Mammalia, Rodentia, Cricetidae.
CAACUUCUGCUGAAGAUGUUUUAUCAUAUUUCCCUGGAGCACGAGAUCCUGCUGCAUCCAUGCUACUUCGGUCCCAACUUACUCAACACGGUGAAGCAGAAGCUCUUUACUGAGGUGGAGGGGACCUGCAAGGGGAAGUAUGACUUUGUAAUUGCUGUCACCACCAUCGACAAUAUUGGUGCAGGUGAAAUCCAGCCAGGCCAAGGUUUUGAUCUUCAUACAGUUAAGUUCAAGGCUAUUGUUUUCCAGCCCUUUAAAGGUGAGGUGGUGGAUGCUGUGGUCACUCAGGUCAACAAGGUUGGACUUUUCACAGAAAUUGGGCCCAUGUCCUGCUUCAUCUCUCGACAUUCCAUCCCAUCAGAGAUGGAGUUUGAUCCAAACUCCAACCCACCUUGCUACAAGACAAUGGGUGAGGACAUUGUGAUUCAGCAGGAUGACGAGAUACGCUUGAAGAUUGUGGGGACACGUGUAGAUAAGAAUGACAUUUUUGCUAUUGGCUCUCCGAUGGAUGACUACUUGGGCCUCGUGAGCUGAGUAAGGAGCCUCCAGCCUUUUUUGGUCCUGAUUUAGAGAAUGUGACUUUCCUACUUGGUACAUCAUCUAGAGGUUCAGUCUGGACACUGUUAGAGAGGCAAGGAAAGUCCCUUGUCCCCAGAAG